GAAAACAACACCCCCGCCCUCGCGACUAUGGCUGGAGGAAGGUUCUGCAAUGUCGCAGCAUAAUAGUGGAACAACUGUGUUGGUUAGUGACAUCUAUUUAACUUCUUUGGACCUAGUAAGAUCUAACGAACUAAAGGCGUUAAAGUGAGGAAUCAUUUCUGGAGAAGCGGCAGCCCUGUUGAUGCAGACUUUCUUAGAUCGGAGAAAUUUCUGGAGCUCACAUCUCUCUGCACAGCAGAUGACUUUUCGCAGGAACUGAAUUGGGCCGUUCAGGCUCUUCCGAUGAGCUGCUGCAUCUCUGGAGGAUAAUAAUACAGUGCUGGCCAUAUUUGCGGACGAGAGGGCGGGGACAGGUUGGCUGUCCUGCUGGUUAGUUACCACGGGCCAGCGGGAGAAGGCGAGAGGAUCUUUCAGGAAUGGAGGGUAGAAAGCCUCGGAUCUAAAAGCAACAGAACUUGUCUUUGAUCGGACAGAACCACCCAGUAUCCUAGGAAAGGUUUCCUUGCCCGUGCAAGCAACGGAGAGUGGGAAGUUGGUGUGGCUUUCCUUUGCUGAGGGGGGCGGGGGGGGGGACCGACCAAGAGAAGAUAACUGGUAUUUGAUCAAGAGAAGAUACUGCUAUCUGCGCGAAGGGUACGUGUCUGUGAGUGGGUGUCUUUCUCCCCAGGCUGCUCUGGUUUUACACCCACCUUACUCGCCUUCCCUGAAUCUUGGGCACCAUCGUGUGAAGUAUUCGGAAGAUGGGAGAGUCGGCCACCGCGUGAUGGAGGCUGCUCUUGCUGCCAUCGGGUUACAACAAGGCAGAGGGCUGCAAUGGAAGAGCGGGGGAGGCGAAGCUCGGAGACGACGAGAAGGGGCAGCAGGAGGUCGGUGCACCAAGCCCUGAGGAAGACAACAGCCUUUCUCCAGAGCCCAGGCUCGGCGCAAUUGCUUCUUUCCCAUUCCACUCCCCUCCAGCCCCACACCAGCUUCUGCGGAUGAGCGAGGGAGCCCUCCACCUCUCUUCUCGGAGGGUGCCAUGCCCCGUCGCGACUGCCAACUGAGGGAGAGAAAGGAGCCCUGAAGGGAAGGAAACAGGUGCCGCCAGCCAGCCUUCUCCUCCUGCGCGCACGCUGCCCGCUGCUGACUAGGUUCUCUCUCUCCUCUCUCUCUCUCUCUCUCUCAAGGAGACUGCCAGGCUGCGUACGGAGGCGAGAGGAAGCCCCGGGCUCUAAACUGGAGGAAAGCGAGGAGGGAGGAAGAGGGGAGCGUGUGGCGUUCACUGCCCACCCCAUCCCAGGGGAUUAUUAGCCGCCUUUUGGGGAGGAGGGUGGGGGAGAAUAAAGCAGGUCUUCCAAUCCCCGCCCUCUGGUCGGCGGCUCUCUCGCUGACAGGCCCUAGGCGGGCUGGGCUUGGCGGCCCCUGGAUUCAGCUGCCAUGUGCUGUGGCGGCCGCCUCUCCAGCGGCCUCCUUUGCUGGUCUAAAUGCUCCUAGGGGCGUCCUGGCUGUGCUCCUCCAAGGCGGCAGCCGCCGCCGCCGCCGAAAAGCGGGCAGCUGAGGAGAGGCGGCGGCGGCGAGCUGCUGCUGCCGGAGCAGCAGGAGGCGGCGGCAACAACGGCGAGGGACCACCACCAGCAGCAGCAGGAGCCGCUGCCGCCGCCGCCGGAGGGGCCAUGGACGAGUCGUCGCUGCUGGACCUCCUGGAGUGCUCCGUCUGCCUGGAGCGCCUGGACACGACGGCCAAGGUGCUUCCGUGCCAACACACGUUCUGCCGCCGCUGCCUGGAGAGCAUUGUCAGCUCCCGCCACGAGCUGCGCUGCCCGGAGUGCCGCAUCUUGGUGGGCUGCGGCGUGGACGAUCUGCCCGCCAAUAUCUUGCUCGUCCGCCUGCUGGACGGCAUUCGACAGAGACCCCGCGCCGCCGGUGUCGGAAGUGGCUGCGGCAACUGUGCCCCGGGUAGCCCCACUGCCCCGCGCAACGUGGGCACUACGGGCAACCACAGUGGGGGCAGCCCUGCAGGAGCAGGAGGGAGCAAUUCGGUUACCGCUGCUGGUGCUGCUACCCCUGGCUGUCACUCUGUGGCGGCUGCAGCUUCCCCUAGCUCGGCGGCAGCAGCUGUUGCUGCUUCAGCCGCUGCUAGCCUGAGGGAACUCGCCGCCGCCAGCCGGAGCGCCCUGCUUAAGAAUUCCUCUCAGCUUCCAUAUGGGAAAGCUCUCUAUGCUUACGAGGGGAAAGAACCAGGUGACCUCAAGUUCAACAAAGGAGACAUUAUUACACUGCGACGAAAAGUAGAUGAGAACUGGUAUCACGGGGAACUCAAUGGGAAUCAUGGAUUUUUCCCAGCAAGCUAUAUCCAGUGUAUCAAGCCUCUUCCACCAGCUCCACCUCAAGGCAAAGCACUUUAUGACUUUGAAAUAAAGGACAAGGAUCAAGACAAGGACUGUUUGACUUUUACUAAGGAUGAAAUUUUGACUGUCAUCAGGAGAGUAGAUGAUAAUUGGGCAGAAGGAAUGCUGGGAGAUAAGAUUGGAAUAUUUCCUAUCCUCUAUGUUGAGGAUUCUACCUUAGCUGGUUCUGCAACCAUGGCUGGACCCAGAACAAGUGCAAUAAUUGGAGAUCAGGGAACACCACCAAAGGUCCAGCUACCCCUCAACAUCUACUUAGCAUUAUAUGCAUACAAGCCUCAGAAGACGGAUGAGCUGGAGCUACGAAAGGGCGAAAUGUAUCGUGUUAUUGAGAAAUGUCAGGAUGGAUGGUUCAAAGGGACAUCUUUGAGAAAUGGCACAUCUGGAGUCUUUCCAGGCAAUUAUGUAACUCCUGUUUCCAGAGUUCCUGCAGGAGCUGGUCAGUCAAGGAGCAUUGCAGGAGGGUCUCCAACUGCGAAAAGUUCUCCAGGAGCUGCACACCCAGGAGGUCCAGCUCUUACAAACACUGCUACUGUUAUCCGACCAGCUGUUCCAAUCACUACCCCUCCCUCUCAGCCCCAGCUGCCUACAGCCUCCCCACAGAUGAAUAACUGUUCGAGGUAUUCCUCCCAGCAAACGGUUAUGCAGCCUCGCACUUCAGUACAAAUGGUGGUGCAUACUUCUGUGCAGGCACAGGACCGGCCCACAGCAACAGUUUCACCAUUGAGAACCCAGAAUUCUCCAUCCCGUCUCCCGGCAACUGUGGUCAGGCCACACUCAGUGGUUUCUCCACAGCAUAUCCAUCAUUCCCCUGUGCAUGUCAUUCCUGGAGCACAGUGUGCCAGGCCCAUCAUUCCUCUUACUUCAGCAGCAGCCGCUAUUACUCCUCCCAAUGUCACUGCCAUCAACCUGAAUGGAGAAAGCGGGCCCAUCAGCAGCAUCACAACCUGCAGUCCAACCAACACAGCCUGCAAAGCAGAAGAGAGGAAAAAUGAAAAGAAAGAAAAGAAAAGUGGACUGUUGAAACUUCUAGCAGGCGCAUCAGCAAAAAAGAAAUCCCGGUCUCCUCCAUCGAUGUCCCCAACCCAUGACCCCCUGGUGUUGAUGGAGGGUAUGCUGCAGGGUGCAGUGGGGCCUGAACUCUCUUCGCUCUCCAGCCAUGGAAGGGCAGGCUCAUGCCCGAUUGAAAGUGAAAUGCAAGGAACGAUGGAGAUGGAACCUCUGCACAGAAAAACAGGAUCCUUGGAUUUGAAUUUUUCUAUUCCUUCUCCUAUAAGGCAGCCACCACCUUCAAUGGCUGCCAUCCGUCCAGAACCCAAGCCAUUGUCUCGAGAAAGGUAUCGCGUUGUGGUUCCAUAUCCCCCGCAAAGCGAAGCUGAGAUUGAACUGAAGGAAGGUGACAUUGUGUUUGUCCACAAGAAAAGAGAAGAUGGCUGGUACAAAGGGACAUUACAGAGAAAUGGCAGGUCAGGCCUUUUCCCUGGAAGCUUUGUGGAGAGCUUCUGAGGGUUGCAUCCUGUACUUUCUGGACUCCAGGGACCUUUCAGAGGAAAUUCCAUAGCACAAAAAGCAACAGCAAAGGGAACUGUUCCUAAUAUCCACUGCCAUAAUAAGAACUGUAAUUAUUCUUUCCAAAGACUCCCCGGGCUCUUUGAUAUUUGGCCCUGGAGACGAGGUCUCUUGCUGUGCUUUCGAACCCAGGUACAGCGCAUACAGCAGUAUGUUGGAGUAGUGCCUUCCACUUGGAAUCAAAGACAGAGAGGACACAGUUCGAGUUGUAUCUAAGCGAAAAUCCAGCCGCUAUACUUUGUGUAAAUGAUAGAGAAAAUAUGUUUUAAAAAAUUAAGAAACUUGUUAUAUUGCUGUAAUUUAUUUGUCAGAGCUGCAGUGUUCUUAUUACUGGCCUAUGCAAGAGGGAUUGAAUUUCAAGAGGGGAACAAAGAAACCCUUGAACAAUGAACAUAUUUGUUUCCCCAUAUGGGAAGAAGGGAGCAUAUGGAGGAAAUAAUACCCAAUUAAAGUUGCACAUUGUCCAGCCAGCCAGAAUUAGGAGCCCAAGACAUUACUGUCAUUCUUUUUUAUAUGCCUCAAAAAUAUUCUUCAUGAGAAGACCAGUCAGAGCCUGCUCUUACAUCUUGGGUGCACGGUGGCCAUAGGAAAAGCUUGGAGCUGGCAACUGCCAGCCUGAGAUGCAUUAAUCAUGUACAUCUGCUGCCAUACAUAGAAUUCAACUUUCAAUACUGGGAAGAGGACUUUCCCAUUGCUUCUCAACAUGUUCUGAAAAGGAAUGCUAUGUGUGUCACAUGAUUCGUUCAGCUCAGACAAAAGGGUGCCACAUGCUUUUUCUAUGGCCACCACAUGUCCAAAAGGUUUGUGAAUAGCCCUUCAGUUCCAUCAGUGAUCAAACAUGUUAUUUGGAGAGCCACAAAUGUGAUAUACUGGACUGACCCUUGACAGCUAGGAGUUUCUAUGACGUUUUGGUUAGCUGAGAAGUCUUUUUACCCAACUUUCUUGCAGCAUUCUAAUGUUUAUCGUUGCUUUAUUUUUUUGGUAUUUCAGAUAGGAAAGCUUUUUUGUAAAAUAUGUUUUUCUAAUGCAACAAACAUUAUACAUUGCAUAUUCCAUAUAGAUAAGGAAAUUCUUCUUUUGCAAACAUAUGGCACUACUUUUUUUUAAAGACAGUUCAGAUUUGGUUUAGCAUACCAGAAAUAACUGUUACCAUCUUUAUUAAACAUGCAAGAGAUCUUACUGUUGCCAUAUAGUGCUGAAGGUGAUUCUGGGCCAGGGUCCAGAGAGAGGAUCACAUGAGGAAAAGAUAAUACUAGCAGUGCAGUUCUGCAUAUGGAUGUGCAGGCCCUGUACAAGCACAGUUAAUUGUGUGACACUGGCUUCUGAGUAAGGAAGGAGUGCUCUGGAAGGAGGCAUCUUGACUUCUCUCGUGAAAGUUGGUUGCACAAGGAAAAUAUUUGCUCUGUAUGUAGAAAAGAAUCCCUGGAUUCUGAUCAACAACUGUUGUGGGCUAUGCCCAUCCCCAAGAGCAAGAAAGACCCAAUUGGGUUGGAUCCAAAGAAGCAUGAGCUCAGUGAAACUAGCCACUAGUGCCAUUCUGCAAAUGCUUGUUCAAAAUAUCACAUAGUGCUAGAAUAGGGAGGUUCUGUAGUUGUUCUCAUGCUUCCAGUCAAACAAGAAUAUCUGUGGAUUUAGUUUCACUCUUCUUGUGCAGUGUUUCAGCACGAGAUGUAAAACAGUCCCUCCAUGAACAGAUGUUGUUGGAUGUCAGAGGAGGAAACUUCUCACAAAUGACUGGUAAAUGACUGGUCACAAGGGACUGGUAAACAGGAAGCUGAAAGGGAAAGUCCGGAGAGUCAUAUCACUCCAGAAAGCAUAGAACCUCUUUAAAACCACAAUAAUAGAAGCUCAGUUGGAAUGUAUACUGCAGGCCAGUUAGCUUAAUCUGUGCCAAGUAAAUUGAUGGAAAGCAUACUUAAGCACAAAAUUGUUAAACAUAUAGAAGAACAGGCUUUGCUGAAGGAGAACCAGCAUCUGCAAGGGCAAGUCUUGCCUCACUAGCCUUUUGGAGUUAUUUGAAAGUGUCAACAUGCAUGUGGAUAAAGGUGAUCUGGUUGACACAGUAUACUUGGACUUCCAAAAAGCUUUUGACAGAGUUCCCCACUAGAGGCUCUUGAGGAAACUUAGCAGUCAUGGGAUAAGGGGACAGGUUCAUGUGUGGAUUGGUAACUGGUUGAAGGACAGGAAACAGAGAGUAGAAGUAAAUGGACGGUCUUCACAAUGGAGGGAAAUAAGAAGUGGGGUCCCCCAGGGAUCAGUACUGGGACCAGUGCUCUUUAACUUGUUCAUAAAUGAUCUAAAAGUUGGGGUUGGUAGCAAUAUGGACAGAUUUUCAGAUGACACUAAACUAUUUAGGGUAGUGAAAUCCAAAACAGAUUAUAGGGAUCUCCAAAAAGGGUCUCACCAAAUUGGGUGAAUGGGCGAUAAAAUGGCAAAUGUUAUACGAUAAUACGAUAAAUCUUUAUUGUCAUUGUCCUGUACAGAACAACGAGAUUGAAAGAAUCUACAGCAACCUCUACAGGACCUAACAAGAAAUAACUAAAUAUAUCCCAAUAUACCGCCCCCCCCACCCAUAUACGCAUUGCUCUUACAAAACCUCUAAAAAACUGAAAACAAAAACCCCAUCAGAAACUGUAUUUUGCUGCGUUCAGAGCUAACACCGCUUUUGGAUAGAAACUAUUUCUCAAGCGGCUGGUCCUGGCUUUUAUCACCCUGUACCUCCUUCUCGAAGGCAGAAGAGUGUAAAGAGUUAUACAGUGCAAGCAAGUGUAAAGUGGUGCAUAUUGGGGCAAAAAUGCCCAAUUUUAUAUAUACACUGAUGGGGCCUGACCUGUCAGUGAUUGACCAGGAGAGAGAUCUUGGGGUCGUGGCGGACAGCUCGUUGACUCAGUGUGAGGAAGCUGUGAAAUAGGCCAAUUCCAAGCUAGGGAUCAUUAGAAAUGGGGUUGGGGUUAUAAUAUUAGUAUUAUAUUAUAAUGCCCUUAUAAUACCCUUAUACAACUCUAUGGUGUGGCCACAUUUGGAGUACUGCAUACAAUUUUGGUCACCGUAUUUUAAGGAGAACAUUGUAGAACUAGAAAAGGUGCAGAAGAGGGCAACCAAGGGCCUGGAGCACCUUCCUUAUGAGACAAGGCUACUGUAUCUGGGGGGUUUUAGUUUGGAAAAGAGGUGACUACAGGGAGACAUGAUAGAGGUGUAUAAAAUUAUGUAUGGAGUUGAGAGAGUGGAAAGAGAGAAAAUUUUCUCCCUCUCUCACAACACUAGGACCAGUGGUCAUCACAUGAAACUGAAGACUGGGAAAUUUAAGAACAACAAAAGGAAGUACUUUUUCACACAGUACAUAAUCUAUAGGAUUGUCUGCCACAGGAUGUGGCAGUGAUGGCCACUAGCUUGGAUGGCUUUAAAAGGGGCUUAGACAAAUUCAUGGAGGACAGGUAUAUCAAUGGUUACUAGUCUGAUGGCUAAUCAGACUAACCUCAGCCUCAGCAGCAAGAUACCUCUAAAUACCUGCAGAGGAACAACAGCAGGAGAGAGGGCAUGCCCCCACCUUUUCCCUUUGGGCUUCUCAGAGACAUCUGGUGGGCCACUGUGUUUAACAGGAUGCUUGACUAGAUAGGCUUUGAGCCUAAUCCAGCAGGACCAUCCUUGUGUUCUUAUGAUGUCUUCUGCAUGGAGAAGGGAACCUUUGGCUCAAAUCCAUUAUCUUUUAUUGAAUAAACCUCUCCUGGUAAACACACAUGCUUACAUACUCCAUACUCCAACUGUUGUAUUAAAAGAUAGUACUCUGUGUAUUCUGUAUCACAUUGUAGCAUAACAGAUUUCUGAAGAUCAAAUCCUUUUCCUGCUUGCUACAUGCAACCAGAUUUGCGGGGUGUGUGUGUAUGUGUGAUCUUAUGGGAUGUUGUUAGAUACAAUGGCCAGUCCAUCACACACAAACAGAUUGUAUCAGAAGCCUCUUCAAAGCACACUUUUCUGUCUAGACAGUGAUCAUUACUGAAGAUUUGGGAGCUUUUCCAAGAGGAUUCAUUUUAAUUGACUUCUACAUGGCAAUAAAAAGAACACUGCAGGUUUCCACAAGCACAGAACAUUGGAAGUUUUUCUUUCUCUCUGUCUUAACUUCAGAGAGAAGAUGGCUGUAAUUACCACUUUCAACAUGUGAUUUGUUACUGUAGAAAUGUAUCAUUCUGAACAAUGUUUGGUUUGCUAUUCUUGGUCAAGCUACAUAAUAAAAUAUCUCAGGCAAUAGAAAUUUCCAGCUACCAGGAACUUCAAGGUGCAAUAAAUAGGAUGCAAGAAAAUAAAACUGUAAUAAGUCAA
Molecule: messenger RNA, 8270 nt
Organism: Hemicordylus capensis (graceful crag lizard)
Lineage: Eukaryota; Metazoa; Chordata; Lepidosauria; Squamata; Cordylidae
Gene: SH3RF3
Product: SH3 domain containing ring finger 3
Exons: 9
Coding region: 1464-3890 (808 amino acids)
Biological process (GO): protein ubiquitination; positive regulation of JNK cascade; positive regulation of proteasomal ubiquitin-dependent protein catabolic process
Molecular function (GO): ubiquitin protein ligase activity; metal ion binding; protein binding
Source: RefSeq, a predicted model, not a curated record